Endocarpon pusillum Z07020 is the source of this 2190-nucleotide messenger RNA. RefSeq lists its product as uncharacterized. The transcript has a single exon. Lineage: Eukaryota; Fungi; Ascomycota; Eurotiomycetes; Verrucariales; Verrucariaceae. The record is from RefSeq and is a predicted model, not a curated record. The coding region runs from base 1 to 2190 and encodes 729 amino acids.
AUGGCAAAGAACGACCCAUAUCUGUGUGAAACUUGCAGCUCGAUUGACUUUGAAGCAAUUCUGUUCGAGAAAUUGAGCAAAAACUUCACUCAUGCAAGCAAGUCGAAAGAAGUUGAUCUCGGCUUUCUAGAUGAUCUAAUUCGCCGCUCGCCUUCUUGUCAAUUCUGCGCUCUUGCUCUUGAAGCUGCUACAAGAAUCAACUUUGGGGAAGUACCGCCAACCACAAAGGAGGGCCAACGCGUGAAGUGCUUGAUAAAAGGAGAUUUCUUCUGUUCUUUGUAUGAUGCAAUUCACCGGGGGCAAGCUGGAUGCAGCGUCGAUGUUAAUCGCCUUGUUGUGCACCUUGACCCUCAACCGUAUCCAGAGCUACAGCGUAGGGAGAUUAUGUCUCAGCCGUACGCUGGACUAAUGGCUGGCUCAGAUAAACGCGAUGAUCUCACAGGCUCGGGGCGCCUGGUCGGAGAUCAGGUUGAUGCGAAAACUCUGAAGAAUUGGCUUCGCCAGUGUGAGGAUCGCCAUGGGAAAAAAUGUAGCACUCCACAGUGGUUGGGGAAUGUGAAACAGUCAAACUCUCUGAAGAUUAUAGAUGUGAAGAGAAGGUGUAUUGCUAAUGCGCCACCGAGAUGCCGAUACUUGGCUCUGAGUUAUGUUUGGGGAGCAUGCCAAACCUUCCGAAGUACAACUGCGAAUAUUGCACAGUUUCGAGAGGUAGAUGGAUUUGACAAGGAAAUUGUGCCCAAGACUAUAGCGGAUGCAAUGAAACUGGUAGUGGCACUGGGAGAGCGAUACCUCUGGGUUGAUGCAUUGUGUAUUACCCAAGACGAUGACAUUGAAAAGGCAGAGCAGAUUAUGCAGAUGGACUUGAUCUAUGCUGGGGCACUACUAACCAUAAUAGCUGCUGGUGGUAAGGAUGUUGCAGCAGGCUUGCCAGGGAUAUCGGAAGGAACCAGAAGUGCCAAACAAGGGACCGUACGAAUUAGUGAAAACUGGUCCUUGAUGCAAACUCUCGCGCAGGGCGAUGAUCGCCACCUUCAGCAUUCCACGUGGAACUCGCGCGGUUGGACCUUACAAGAACGACUUCUGUCUCGACGCGCUCUUUUCUUUACCCAGGAUCAGGUGUGUUGGGUGUGCGAGAUGGCGACUUGGAAUGAGGAGACGAUAUUAGAACCUGAGAAACCUCGUUACUGGGUCAUGGCCAAGAGGCUUGGAUGUAAUGAUCAGUGGGACGAUGGAGACCCUAAGUUUACUAUAGAGGCGUUGGGUGACUACAUAACACAGUUCAGUGAUCGACAACUCACAAAUCAGGGCGACGCUUUAUCUAGCUUUUCCGGAAUCCUUCGUCGUGUGGCAUAUCAAGAAAGUGAAGUCUUUCAUUGGGGCUUACCUCACACUCGAUUCGAUCAGGCGCUUACUUGGGAAUAUGGAGAAGAGCGUCGAAAAGACUACUGCAAGGUACAUCAUGUGCCUUUUCCGAGCUGGUCCUGGCUGGGGUGGACAGGAUUCAUCGGCGGGUAUUAUAUCGAUGAUGACUUGCAAAAGAGCACCUUGCGAGGAGCAAGCAGCCCCGAGAUUGUUUUUUAUAAGCUGGGGAUCGAUGGUAGGGUGCAACAGAUUAAAGGAGCUGCAUCAUCGUCGGAGAGCGCUAAUUUGGUUUCGAAAGCUGCUAAGGACCCCUUCGAAGACAUGAGAAGGCGGUGGAAAGGUACUACAAUAGUACCCAGCCCGAUCUCAAUCCGCGCCAAAGGGAACAACUCGUUGGCCAAUAGGUCUCUGCAUGCUUCUCAAUUGGCACCCGAAAUGGAUAAGACAAUGCACGACACGCUCACCAUAAAUCAACCUUUCCAUGAAUCUGGUCGUCUUGUGUUUUGGACAAGUCAUGCUAGUCUCUUAACGCGAAUGGCUAGGUCAAGCAAGAUAUUUGUCGACAUCAACGGCAAGGAUACACUGCUCGACAAGGCAAAUGGCUUUUUCCGCCACAUGAUGGGAACUACUGGUGAUCAAAUACCGCUGGAUUUCAUUGUUGUGUCAAGGCAUUACUGCUUGGGCAAGGAAGUUGGAUCCCUAAAUCUACUAGUAGUUAGGUGGAGUGAGACGGAGCUGAAUGUAACAAGUCGAAUCGGGUCUUGUACAAUCAGUGAAAGCGAUUGGGUUUCUGCCAACCGAGAGUGGAAGUUAGUGAUAUUAGAGUAG